Molecule: messenger RNA, 4314 nt
Organism: Phytomonas sp. Hart1
Lineage: Eukaryota; Euglenozoa; Kinetoplastea; Trypanosomatida; Trypanosomatidae
Source: the annotation of a GenBank genome assembly
AUGACCACGGAGUCUUCAGCUGUCUUUGUUGCGGUCCGUGUUCGUCCUUUUGGCCCGAAGGAGGAUCCAUUUUCGUGCGCAAUUACAGUUCCGAAUAGUAAAACGAUCACGCUGACUGAUUUACCCGCGCUUUUCGGGAGUACUAAUAGCGGAGGCAGUAAUGGUACUCCGCCCCUUGGUGCUAUUAGCAGUGUGUGCGUGAACACCGGGUCACCUCUUUUCACCCAGACGACCACGGGGCAUGGCUGCACUCCGUUUGAACAUUCCUUUAGUUUUGACAAAAUAUUCUGGAGCGUGCCGGUGGACGUGCUGCCGUUGUCCAGGACGAGCUUGACAAGCGAACGGUGUAAUUUUUCCUUUUUAUCACCCCAGACGGAUUUCUCACGGAUGGCCUCGAGCUGUGCAAACUCUGCGGAGUGGUCGUCAGGGGGGGGGGGAGGGGCCUCGGCGGCCUCGCCCUUAUCACAAACCCUCCCUUGCUUGGCUUCCGCCCCGGCCUACGACAGCCAGGCGUCGGUCUAUGAGUUUAUUGGGCCCCGCAUUUAUGCGGCUGUGAUGAAAGGCUUCAAUGCCUGUCUGUUUGCCUAUGGGCAGACCGGAAGCGGCAAGAGCUAUAGCAUGAUGGGGGAUUCCGAGAUCCUUUUUGCCUCGACGACAUCAAUGGUGAAAAAAACACAACCCCUUGUAGGGGUCCCGACUCACACGGAACCUGGCUAUGGUAUUAUCCCGCGUCUCAGCGCUGACCUAUUCCAGUGUAUGCGGGAGGAGCGGGAACAAGAUGAGGCGGUUUCGUACACCGUCGAGUUGAGUUUUCUAGAGAUUUAUUGCGAGAAGGUUCGAGAUUUGUUAGUUGCUCGCGGUAGUAGUCAAAGCAGCCCCAACUCGAAUGUGGGUUCAUUACGGAUUCGCCAGCACCCCAUCAACGGGCCGUACGUUGAAGGUCUUUCACAUAUUCGUGUGCGCGAUGCGGCGAGUGUGAUUAAAAGCCUGACCAGCGGCAUGCGUGAUCGAGUCACGGCUGAGACCAAAAUGAAUGAACAUAGCAGCCGAAGUCAUGCCAUUUUACAGCUUAAGAUUACAAAGGUGACGGCGGUGUCGGACGAGGCUGGGGUGGUCCCCAAGACGUGCGUUUGCAAGGCCAGCUUAGUCGACUUAGCGGGGAGCGAGCGUGUUUCUCAGUCGGGUGCCGUUGGGACUCGUUUUGAGGAGACUCGGAAUAUUAACCUCUCGCUAUCGAGCCUCGGUCGUGUGAUUCAACAGUUGUCUGAUAAACAGUCCGGGAAGCAUGUCAUUCCUGCUUAUCGCGAGAGUGCGCUAACCUGGCUCCUCUCGGAUAGUAUUGGCGGGAAUAGCAAGACAAUUCUUCUCGCCACCGUCGCGCCGACUGCGUACUGCCACGCGCAGACAUUAAAUACGCUUCGAUUUGCCGGUGUCGCGAAGAAAAUUAUCAAUGUGGCCUCUGUCAACGAGGAUCAACAUCUAGAAAAACUUGUCUUGGACCUCCGUCGACAGAUUGUGCGCCUAACGCUUCAAUUGGAAACUGGUAAGGCGGCUGAGGUUCAUAUCGCUGAAAUUGAGUCCCUCAAGGCGGAACGGGAUGAACUCCGCAUUGAGAGCAACGCCCUGAAGGCUAAGGAGGCUGCAAAAGUUGAUAAUUCUGUCAUGUUAUUAUUGAAAAAACGUGUAGCAGAGCUUGAAGAGGAAAAUGGAAAGCUUCGUAACGAGAAGCUUGAACAUCAGCAGCGCUUCCUGACCUCUACGUCAACUCUACGUGAAGAGCUGUCCAAAAGCCGCGCCGAGCUGAUGAGUCUAAAAAGCGCCUAUGAUAAAGAGAUUAGGCAGGCGCCGCAUUCCCCUAGUAGUACACAGCGUCAACCUAAUGAUAACUGUAAUAACUUUUUAGUUUCAGGCUUUGUAAAUCGACGAAAGGGCGACACAAACGUCGGCUCUAGCACCAAUACUUCCAUCGAUUCUGUUCCAUUUAUUGAUUCUAAACAGCAGAAGCUUAACAGGGAAGUAUCACGACUUGGUAAGCAAGUUCAGGGCCUUGAGAAAAGUCUCAAGGAUGCAAGACACUCCGUUUCAGAAGCGAAAAACUCAGCACAAGCCUUAAAGGACGAAUGCGAUGGCUAUCGUGUGCGCUAUGAUGAAAGUAAACGCCAACUAGCCUCCCUACACGAACGCAUGCAAAAAACAAUGAGUCUUUUAGAAACGACACAGUGCGAGCUAGCGGCAGUGAAGGGCGCAUUACCAUCAGCUUCGCCGGAAGUACGGAAGAGCACACAGGAUCACGCUGCUUCUCUUGCUUCACAGCUCUUGGAGACUCGAGAGAGCUACCUCAAUGAGAAGCAAACCAAUGUGGAGCUUCUUCUUCGAGCCUCCCUCUUGGAAAAAGAGCGCAACCAUUAUAUCAAUCUGGUUCAUGAGCGGUACGCCGAUAUCAAUGAGAUAGAGUUGAUGCUACUGGAGGAGACUGAGACAUCAGAACGGUACUACCUCCGCAUGCGCUUCUACCGCACGAUAAGUGAGCUCCAGCAAAUCUUUACAAAUAAACUGCUCUUUGAUGCUGUAGAGGGAAUCGGGAUGCGUUCAAACAAGGAAAAGCGCUUCAACCAAAUAUCCUUGCUAUCCCCUCCUUCUUUCCCACCUGCAAACUCUUUCAGGGAGAUAGAGAACUGUAAAAAUCAUGCUGUAGCAACUCGAUCAACACUAACAAACCAUAAACAGUCUAAUAACAUUCUAGCGGAGUCAACAAACCCCAAUCAACAGUAUCUCCACACUUCGUUUGAUCUCCUUAACACGCAACUAAAGUACGAGUGUCUCUUUGAUGAGUCCCAGCACCGUUAUCAGAUUGAACAGGAAUAUUUCAAAAAUAUUGUCAGUCUUCUGUUGAGACAAUCUCGCCUUCAACGAGCUCAGGUAUUGUACCAGAGUGAAUUACUCACCGAAGUCCGAGAGCAGCUUGAAUUGGGAACUGAUGAUGUUAGUUUUAUAAAACAAAAAUUCAAAGCAAGAAACGAAGCGCUAGAAGAGAGCCUAGAAAAGCAAGCUGCUGCGGAGGAAGCAUUGCGUCUAUGUGAGGUGGAAAACAUGCGUUUAUCCAUCAAGCUCAAGGCCGCAGACGACCGAACCGUAGAUCUUGAAGAAAACUUCAAUUCUAUGGUAGAAAAGCUUGCAUCCAUGCAGAGUGCGUAUAGUUCCCUCGAGGAACGGUGUCAUCUAGCGAUGAAAGCUGCCACAGAGGUGCAGGGUGGGCUUCUGUCAGACAGUGAGGGUAACCUGAGUAAUACCUCAAAGGAGGAGUUCAGUACGGGGUCCUCAUGUGAAGCGAAGGAUAACACCCACGUCUCUGCUCCAAAACGAUACAUCCCAAAGGAUGAUGAGAUCUUCUUGAUGCCAAACACUCAAGCAAUUCACAGGACAGCGCCGGAUAUAGGGACUCUGAGAGAAUUUCUACAAAAGGAGCUAGAAGCAUCCUUAGAAAAGAACAAGUUCCUAGAAUCAGAGGUUGCGACGCUUCGCACCGAGCUUGGGGUUGUACACGCCAAGGAAGAACGGCACACCGCCGUAGAUGCUGCGUAUCGCGAGCAACAUCAAUUAGAACUGGAUCUUCUCAGGAAGCAAAUCGAUAACUUAACGCGUUCUAACACAUAUUUAUUGACCGAAAUCGAUACUGUGGUGCGGGACUGUAAUCAACGUGUGGAGCAGCAGCACGCCCUCGUCGCGAUGCUGCGGAACUCACUCAACGAAGAGACCGACACCGCGGACCUCCGCCAGGAGACGGUGUACAUACUAGAAAAUAAACUUCGUACGUUGCAGGAUAACUACAACACAGUAAUGGAGCGCAACACGCAGGUCGAGUCAUCCUAUCAUACGCUGGAGGCGCGAUAUAGUCACCUUCAACGUGAAUUGAAGAAGUUGCAGAUGCAAUACAAUGAGGUCCGCGAUCAGCUUCUCGAGAUGGGUAGCCGAGUACCGGAGCUGUAUGUGCUUCUUGAGCGGGGGAUAUCCGAGGACACUGCCACGUGGCUGGACAAGAUUAAAUGGGAGAAGGCGAAUUUGGAGCGCCAAAAAAAAGACGCUCAAAACCUCCGAAAAGAGCUUCUAGAACACGUGAGACUCCGUAACUCAAACCUGCAGGAUGUCCAGCGGCAGUUGGAAGAAAUUGUGGAGACAUCUGUCCAUAGCAACGUCGACAUGGUGAGUACAGUGGCGUAUGACGAGGAAUCACAUGCGAUUGAUACCGCUAACCUUACGAUGAGUGAGGUCUCAAAUAUCGGCACUGAAAUGUCGUUGACUAGCAUGAAUGUCUAA